This is a messenger RNA of Balaenoptera acutorostrata (minke whale), 707 nucleotides long. Its product is annotated as guanine nucleotide-binding protein G(I)/G(S)/G(O) subunit gamma-7. Gene Ontology annotation, molecular function: G-protein beta-subunit binding. The coding region runs from base 172 to 378 and encodes 68 amino acids. Gene Ontology annotation, biological process: G protein-coupled receptor signaling pathway. NCBI's taxonomy places the organism in Eukaryota, Metazoa, Chordata, Mammalia, Artiodactyla, Balaenopteridae. The record is from RefSeq and is a predicted model, not a curated record. The transcript has a single exon. Gene Ontology annotation, cellular component: heterotrimeric G-protein complex.
CGUGAGGGGCUGAGGCGGCUGUGGUGGCGCGAGCGCAGGGAGCGGACAUUGGGUUCCUGAACCUCGGCGCUGAAGACAGCCAGGCCUCCAGCACAGGGUCAAACAGUGCUGCUUCUUGGAAAAACUGAAAAAGCUCUCUGGACGACAGGGGCCCAGAGCUGAUGGCAGACAAUGUCAGCCACUAACAACAUAGCCCAGGCUCGGAAGCUGGUGGAACAGCUCCGCAUCGAAGCCGGGAUCGAGCGCAUCAAGGUCUCCAAAGCCUCCUCCGAACUCAUGAGCUACUGUGAGCAGCACGCCCGGAACGACCCCCUGCUGGUGGGAGUCCCCGCCUCGGAGAACCCCUUUAAGGACAAGAAGCCUUGUAUUAUCCUAUAGCUCUAUCUUCCCUCUUGCUAGGCUCCUCCCCGACCCCCCCUCCCCCAGCCAGGGCAUCAUUCAGUACACAGUCAAGCAAAACUCUUAGUUCCAAAAGAAAUGCAAAAAGUUGCCAUCACCCAGGUGGGGUAAAAUGUAUCCUCUGGGUUCAGAUGGAUUUUCAGACCCAACAUCACAGCCCUGUCAGGGGCCGGGCUCCACCACCACUUCUGAUGGGGAAUAGCUGAAAUGCCCAAGCGAUGUGGUAACGAUUUUUGAAAACUGCGUUGCCAUUUGAGUCAUGGUCUAGAGCCGAGCUGGGCGGGGAGACGGGAAGGAGGUGGGUGAAU